UGCGUUAUCCAUCAAAAUAGCAUCACCAGUGGAUUGUUAUCGAUUGCCAGGUUUUGGCGUCACGUGAUCGUAACAUUAUUUUGAUGAGGUUAACGCAGUUUGUUUACACCAAGCAAUGAGCUCCACGAAUUUCAUGCAAUGCAGACCGCCUUUAUAUCUUUGGUACCGAAAUGAUAUUUAAUGAUAACAUGUUGUUAUCAUAUCAACUUUGCGGGGAUCGAGAAAAUGUCCGUCUCAAUCUUUAAUCCUCUUGGAGGAGGGUCCCGGAGUCUUCGAACCUCGACAGCCUCAAGCAACCUCAAGCUCACUGCAAGCUCCAACCCACAACCUCCAUCUGGCCCUUCCUACGUCACUCUCUUCAUAACCAAUUUGCGACUUUUGGAUUUAGAUUUGCAAGAUGGCUGGCCAGAUAUUAACCUGUUGACAUUCUCUACCAAGGACGCCCAACAGAAUCAGAAGAAGCGUAUACAAUGUGUAGAAUGGGCUUUAUUUCAUUUGUUUGCAAUCUGGGAUCCAGAAGAGACUCGCAAUGUACACCUCUACCUUAUGCCAUUAGUUCAAAAUGAAACAACAAAAGCUAAUGCUGCUUACAGAAAUUACAACCAUUUUUCCCACCCCUCGAACCUCUCCAGUCCCUCAAUCUGCGUACCGCAUUGUUUCGAUGUCUCGAUCAGGCGAAGAAGAAUGGAGUCCUCGGACGAGAUACGGUUUUGAGAAAGACGAUGCUAGACGAAUGCAAGGGUGAAAGAUUGGAGGAGGUUUUGGCGGUUUUUUCGAAUGUGGUUUUAAAGAAAGCUGUUCAAAAUGACACCUCGGGACGAUACGAGGCUCUUGCCCAAGCACUGGCAUUGGAGAACUUUUCAUACACUGGAGAGAGGACAAUACUUUCAGUCUUGAUAUUAGCACACAAGAAAUCUUUGCGUAGGCAUAUUGACGAGAAGAAUAAUUUGAGGGCGAAAUACAACGAAUUUUCCAAAAUACUUGACCUCAGCGAAGAACGAACUUCGAGAAGGAGAGCAGAACUGGACCAUGAUAAAAUUGAAGGAGAGGGCCACCCUGAGUUAUCUGACCGAGAUUUGAGAUCGUUACAGAACAGGGUUCGCAAGAAUUGGUCAGGUAGCAAUGAGUGGCUGGAGACGAUCCUUUAUGGAGAUAAUAGGCCUGGUCGGGACGGAUUAUUGGCUAAGCGUUUCGAUAUUCUCUGGGACCAAAUUGAGGCUGGUACGAUUGCAGAAAUAGAAGGAAAGAAUGAUACUGGACUUGUUGAGCGGUUGGAGGCACGCGUGCAAAAUCAAGAGAGUCGUUUGGCAAGAUGGCAAGAAUUUGGUCGGACUUUGAUUAAAAAGGGCACGGAAUCACCAGCGGAAAAAGUUCAAGCAGUUGCCGUUGAGGAAAAGGGUAUAAAACUCGCUUUCAAUGAUCACCAGAAAUUACAAAUCGGGAAGUACACAACGGGAAAUCCCACAGUUGGGGACAUCCCUAUUCGGGAUGAAUAUGUCCGUUUAAUGGAAAGAACUCGCAAUGCGCUGAAUGAUGUAUCCAAACCAAAAGUGCUUUCCAAAGAAAGCCUGAUUCCACGUAGCUCCAGACACAAGUUCAUCCAACCUUCAAUGGAUUCAUCCCAGGAGUCAUGUUCAUCAACUAGUCAGGAUGGAGACCACUCUCCGUUAGCCAACGCCUCUACAGAUCAACCAUCUACCUUAGUGGCAGAUAUCCAUGGGGUUGUCGAGUUUUCUACUCCUCGCGGCCAUCGUAACGCACCAAUCAACACACCACGUUCAAGAAUAUCUCACAGACCAAUUUCUACUAUGACUUCAUCAAUCCUUUCAGCUAAGCAUGCCUCGAACGAACUGGACAUCGCCAGCGAAAGGUUAUCUAAGGUCACACCUUUUGCAUUAGAUACCGAAAAUGAUUACAUGGCAGCCAAUCCCGGCGCUAUGAGAUCUUCGCGCCGCCCAGCUUCCAUUGGCAAAGCUUCAGACCAGGAACAUGGCGCGGGCUCGGUUGAGACACCCAAACCGAUCCAAAGGAGACACACGACAACAUCACAAUCGAGUCCAUCCCUCUCUCAAUCUAUUCAAACCUCGGAUCCAUCCCUCGAUUCUGUUCCGGAGCUCAGUCAAGCAGAGCAGAUUCUUAACUCCAUGUCGGCUGCAUCCCCAUCUCCACAAAAAAUGCAACGCUCGUUAUCCUUAGCCGAACGUACUCGUCUCACCAUGGCUCGCUCAAACCCAAGGUAUAUGGAAUCCGAUUUCAACCAUGAUUUUGAAAAUUUGCCAGAUGUGAGCCGCCUCACUCUGAACCCCAAGCUCAGGGCCACACCUGCGACAACUUCCGCGGCGGAAGAAGACAGACACGCAGACUUGAUAGAACGCACGCGUCAGUCUAUGGCAGGCUUUGAGGCAGCCCAGAAGAAGGCACAGUUGGAGCGAAGGAAAAGCAUCCAAGAUGAAAAGAGAAAGCAGAGACAAUCACAUUUCCCCAAGAUUGUACAAGAGGAAGAGGAACCUUUACCUCAAGCGACGCCGAGCAUCGAUAGAGAGGUCUUGAUGGAUGGAGAUGUGGAUUAUGCUAGUGUCUUUAUGAGUAGACCAAGAAUUGCUGUAAGUCCGACUCCAGCAAAGGAUAGAAUGAUUUCAUCCAUGAUUGAAAGUGGAGAUGACGAGGAUAAGGAUGAGGAUGAGGAUAUGAACGUAACUAUGGGUAUGGAUGCAGAUUACGCAAAUGCGUUUAUGAGUAGACCUAGAAUCGCUCUAAGCCCAACACCAGCACGACACAACAGAAUCAUGAUGGACGGCGAAGUGGAGGAGGAAGGAGAAGCUGUAAAUAUGUGGCAUGACCUAUGAUUUGGAUCAAGCAGCCACAAUGUUGAUGAGGUUUCAGUAAAUGGCUUUUGGGUAUUUUAAUGGUUUAUGAUUAAUGAUGAUUAAAAUUAAUUACUACAGCACUACUUCUUUAUAUUUCGUUUCGAUUGACCUAAAUGCGGACUCC
Messenger RNA from Sclerotinia trifoliorum, 2991 nucleotides. NCBI's taxonomy places the organism in Eukaryota, Fungi, Ascomycota, Leotiomycetes, Helotiales, Sclerotiniaceae. The record is from the annotation of a GenBank genome assembly.